AGUCAUCUCUUGUCUAAACAUGAGUGCCAAGUACGUUGUAACCAUUGCUUCUUGCUUCUCUGGGCUUGCCAUCGUGGCAUGCCUUUUCACUGUUGGAGCUAUUUUCAAGGAUAUCAAUGACUUGUACGAUAAUGUCAUGGAUGAUAUGGAUGAGUUCAAGAUGUUCGCCAACAAUGCCUGGAAGGACAUGAUCCCAGUAACCCGCCCAUCCCUUGACAACCAGAGCAACCUUCGUGCUAUCUUCGGACGUGAAAAGCGUCAAGCCGGACAAUGCAACUGCGGAGCUCAGCCAAACAACUGCCCACCAGGACCACCAGGACCACCAGGAGCCCCAGGAGCUCCAGGAGAUGAUGGACACGCUGGAGAGGCUGGAAAGACCGGAAUUAAUGGAAUUUCACUCAUCAGCCAUGAAGGAGAGUCCGGAUGCAUUAAAUGCCCAGCCGGAGAAGCCGGACCAGCUGGACCAGAUGGAGCUCCAGGAGCACCAGGACCAGACGGACAGCCAGGACAAGAUGGACCAGCCGGACAGCCAGGAGCCCCAGGACCAGCUGGACCAGAAGGAGAUGCUGGAGCACCAGGAGACGCCGGAGCACCAGGAGCCCCAGGAGCCCCAGGACAAGACGGACAACGCGGAACCGGACUUCCAGGAGCACCAGGAGCCCCAGGACCACAGGGACCAUCUGGAAACCCAGGACAAGACGGAGCCGCUGGAGCCCCAGGACAAGCUGGACCAGCUGGACCAGCCGGACCAGACGGACAACCAGGACAAGCUGGACAAGACGGAGAGGCUGGACCAGAAGGAAAUGCUGGACAACCAGGAGCUGAUGCUGCCUACUGUCCAUGCCCAGCCAGAACUGGAGCAGUUGAGAACAAGCCAGAGACCAGUGGAUACAGAAGAAGAGUUUCCAAGGUCGUCUAAGACUUUUCUAUUCACCAUUUCAAUAAAUGAUUUAUCAUUCA
Messenger RNA from Caenorhabditis elegans, 960 nucleotides. RefSeq names its product Nematode cuticle collagen N-terminal domain-containing protein (gene col-130). NCBI's taxonomy places the organism in Eukaryota, Metazoa, Nematoda, Chromadorea, Rhabditida, Rhabditidae. The record is from RefSeq and is marked reviewed. Gene Ontology annotation, molecular function: structural constituent of cuticle. Bases 20 to 919 code for a protein of 299 amino acids. The transcript is spliced from 2 exons.